ACUCGGCGGCGGCGCCGGUGCUGGAGCCGGGUGCGGAGCAGGCGGGCUCCGCUCGCCCCGUGCCAUGCAGGAUGCUGCCGGCUCCCGCAGCCAAGCGGCCGCCGCCCCUGCUCUGGCCGCCCCCCGCCGCCGAGCCCCCCGCUCCCCCCUGGGCCUGGGUGCUCCCGGCAGCCGCGGGGCUCGUCCGGGUCGGCGCUGCCGCCUCCGGGGCUCCCCCGCACCCGCCGCCGCCUCCGCCGCUGCUGCUCCCGGCGCCGCCGCCGCCCGCUCCCGCCGCCGCCCUGCUGCGGGCAGCCCCGGGCUGGCGCGUCCCCUGCGAGCCGCUGCUGCCGCUGCUGGCGGCCGAGCACCGCUCCGCCGCGCUCCUGCACGGGCAGUGGAUAUUUGGAGCUCAUUCCCCCGUCAUUGGAUUUUCACCUUCUUCGAGCGUGGAAUUUGUCCCUGUUUUCCCACCUGUGUACGCAUCUACGGUCCCACCUCAUGCUGGGAAAAACUGGAUCGAUAAAAGGCUCCCCAACUGCAAAAUAUACCUGAAUAAUGCCUUUGCUCUGGAUUCAGCAUGGCUCCAUCCUGAGGACUCAAGACUCUUCCAGGGCAGUGAGAAGCCGCUGUUAAUGAGCAAUCAGGUUGCUAUGACUAUAGCCAGGCCAGCUGCUGCCUCCAGGCCUCUCCCCACCGUGGUGCUGGCACCUCAACUGAUACCAGGUGCUUGCCAGAAUAGCCUUAAAGCUGUCGGUGGCAAUCAGACCCUGGCCUUGGCCACCACGGCGAUGGUGUCAGUGGAGCCCGAGCCCCACCAGGGACCUCCGGCGCCGAGCAUCCAACCCUGCCACGUCCUCACCUUCUCCCCUAUCAAAAUCCCGGUUUUGGCUUCGCCUUUCCCAGGUUCCGCCUCCAGAAUGGAUGCUCACGUGGGUCCCUUGAUGCCAACGCAAGUCACCCGUGUAACGGCUGUGUCUGCACCGACGGUGACGUUCAUGGCAACCAAUUUGAUGGAUCAGGCCCUAGCAGAUAAUGGCAAGGAAUCGAGUCGAUCCUCCUGCCCACCCGCCUUGAUUCUGCACGCGGAGAGGAAGAGCACCCCUGUGCACAGCACUGGCGAGAAGGAGCAUUCAUUUAAACUAGUAAAUGAGGAUGACAGCUCAUCCAGUGGCAACAGGCCCGUGGCAUCCACUCCAGUGCCGGGAUCACCAUGGUGUGUAGUCUGGACUGGAGAUGACCGGGUCUUCUUCUUCAACCCUACAAUGCAGCUGUCAGUCUGGGAGAAGCCAGUGGACCUGAAGCACCGCGGCGACAUAAACCGGAUCAUCGAGGAUCCUCCUCACAAGCGCAAGCUGGAAGCUGCAGCAACAGACAAAUGUGUUAGCUCUUGCCCAGGGGAUGAAACUGAUGAUCUUAGCAUCAAAACUAAGAGAAAUAAAACAGAAGAUUCCCAAGCUGCUGACCAUGGAAAGGCUGAAAUGGAAGAGAAAAAUGAGGAGACAUCAGCACCUCAGGUCAUGCCUCCCCUAGAAGAGCGCAUCACUCAUUUCCGAGACAUGCUUCUGGAGAGGGGGGUUUCAGCUUUUUCUACGUGGGAAAAGGAGUUACACAAAAUAGUGUUUGAUCCGCGCUACCUUCUGCUAAAUUCAGAGGAACGUAAGCAGAUAUUUGAACAGUUUGUCAAGACCAGGAUCAGAGAAGAAUACAAAGAGAAGAAAAACAAGUUAUUGUUAGCCAAAGAAGAGUUUAAAAAGCUCCUUGAAGAAUCUAAAGUAUCACCAAGAACAACGUUCAAAGAAUUUGCAGAGAAGUAUGGAAGAGACCAACGGUUCCGGCUCGUGCAGAAGAAGAAGGACCAGGAGCACUUUUUCAAUCAGUUCAUACUUAUUCUUAAAAAGAGGGACAAAGAAAACAGGAUAAGGCUACGGAAAAUGAGAUAAAAACUCCUGAAACUGGCAAUAAGGACACAGGCCCAGGCUGUGACUGCAGUAAGGAACUCGCAUGAAGGCUAGAGCGUUCAGGGUUAAACUUGGGACAGCUUGAUGAUGAAGAAGAGAUCCCUGAGGAAAUGUUCCUCUAAGCGGAGUUUGGUGAACAUAUAUUGAAUUUGGGAAGGCUGUUCUGCAGGAAUCAGAAGGAUAUUUUGUUCUCAAAGAAUUAAUGUUUCAUAUUGAAGCUCUCUUUUGUACAACAUCCAGAGUUUGAUGCAUUUCUAAUUGCCAUGAUAUGUCAAUCUGUUAAUUGUUUUAAUUAUGCAAAUUACUUGUAAUAUACACAAAUUAUGAAUCCAAUGCAGAUUUAUAAUUAAGCAGAAGCAGAUGCCAUCCAUAACUAUCAAGAUAUUUCCAUCAUUUAGGGGAAUCAUCUAAAGCAAUCUUUUGGCAGCUUUACACAUUACCCUAAAGUGUUUGGAGGUGCAGUUGUAUGCAGGAAUCCAUUACCUGGUGUUCAUACGUCUCUGUCUGAGUAGUAGUAAUAAGAUAUUAAUUGUUAACCUUAGUGAAGAGUGUGGAAAUCUCGGCAUAUGUUCCAUAGGAAAACUUUAAGUUUCAGAACUAGCUUUCAACUUACCGCGGAGAGUGCUUUUAGGCACACGGGUGGUAGCAGCAUUUCACUGUCAGCAGUCCGAAAAGAAGUUAAUUUGUAAAACCCUCACAGUACGAGUUAUGUUGCUGUAUGUGAAAAGUCUGCAUGAGAUUUUUCUCAUCAUAUUUGUAUACAUAAAUAUUUAACUUUUUUAAUUAAUAAAUAUUUUAAGCCAAUUUUCAGGGGGGUUAAAGUUUCUGAACUGUUGGGAAUGUUGGGUGAGAGAUCGCAGGUCUGAUGGGUUUUACUUGAGAGAGAGAAGACCAGGGAGAGUUCCCACCACUGAUGAUUUUUGAGCUAAUUCCACUACUAUCAGUUGGAAUUUGGAGCAUAUUGAGAGCAAAAUAGCUGCUCUGGCUGUGAAGGUAGGAUACCAUGGCUAGAGUAACUCAGCAUAGCAGUAAAUCUCUUCCUUUAUGCUGCAUGAAAGACACACUCUCCUCUGCGGUCAUAAUCAUUUUCUCGUUUGACCUGAUUGUUAAGUUAUUACCCAAUAGAUUUCUAGAUUUCUAUUUUCUGAGUAAGCUGUUGAUAUUUUCUCCAGCUGAUGGCAAUUUUUCUUUAGCCUUGCACUGGAUAUUUUUUAUAAUCAGGGAAAUAAAAUGUAUUUUCUAAUCCUUCGGAAAAAUGAACUCAGAAUAAUUCAAAGAAGAGUAUGAAAUGUAAGAUAUGUAUAAUCAUAGAAUGGUUUGGGUUGGAAAGGACCUUCAAAGGUCAUCUAGUCCAAACCCUUGCUGUGAGCAGGGACAACUUCAUCUAGAUCAGGUUGCCCAGAACCACAUCCAACCUGAUCUUGAGUGUCUGCAGAGAUGCCACAUAUAGAAUCAUAGAAUCACAGAUUGGUUUGGGUUGGAAAGGACCUUAAGAUCAUCCAGUUCCAACCCCCUGCUGUGGACAGGGACACCUCACACUACACCAUGUGCUCUGUCCAACCUGGCCUUGAACACUGCCAGGGAUGGGGCAGCCACAGCUUCUCUGGGAGCCCUGUGCCAGAGCCUCAGCACCCUCACAGUAAAAGAAGUCCUUCCUUAUAUUUAACCUGAACUUCCCCUGUUUAAACAUAUUACGCCUUGUCCUAUCACUACAGUAUAGACCGCAUCCCUGGACAACCUGUUCCAGUAUGAAGUAUGUAGAGUUUCUAACUUCUACAUGAAAAAAAAAAUAAUCAUUUAUUUCUAUGAGAGCAAGAUCUGACUGAAGCUGUCAGUGGUUUGGGUCAGGAAACGUGUUGCUGUGUUGACAUUAUUGGGUUCAAGAGAUGCUGCCCGUUUUCACAAGCAAGGGUGAUGCUUCGGGACCGAGCGAGCUGGAGCGUGAGCUGGUAGAUGCCAUUUGGUUUUAAUGGCUUGCAAGACAUGUGAUAGCUACUUACAACUUUAUUGCACAAUUAUUUUUACAUCCCUGGAGGAGCCUGGUUUGCUCCCACCCCUGUGCAACUCGGGAGUCCUGUGGGAAUGAUGUAGAGACAAAUGCUGUUCGCUUCAAGUGUGGUAGGACCAGGCAGCAGUGGCCUGGGAAAAACACGUGGGUUGAGUAGGCUGAGGACAGACUUCACAGCGGCUUUCAGAAGGUUUUGAAGGUUUUCCUUUUGAAGAAAGAGUAAGCUGCAGCAAACCAAUGAGACGAGGCUUUUAUGACUGCAGCGUUUCUGUUUCAGUGGCUUGUAGCCCUUGUGUUGUUUUCUGGUUUAACUGUAUGUGUGUAUCUGGACCUUCUACUGCCAUCCCCUAUUUUGAGUAUGAAUAAAAUGGAAUAUUAAUAUUUUGA
Molecule: messenger RNA, 4335 nt
Organism: Neopsephotus bourkii (Bourke's parrot)
Lineage: Eukaryota; Metazoa; Chordata; Aves; Psittaciformes; Psittacidae
Gene: TCERG1L
Product: transcription elongation regulator 1 like
Exons: 13
Coding region: 72-1922 (616 amino acids)
Cellular component (GO): nucleus
Molecular function (GO): RNA polymerase binding; transcription coregulator activity
Source: RefSeq, a predicted model, not a curated record